AUGACAUCUCUUAGAGCAAAGUUCCAGUCGCGAUCCUGGCAAAAGGAUCAAUUCGCCAUCUCAACAGACCCCAACCUAUUCCCUAUCUCGCAACUCUCAGACAUCUUCGAUUCAAAGGAGUUCUACUGGGCCAGCGCGCUAUCACCCGUGGCUUUCAAGGAGGCUCUUCACAACUCCCUUUCUUUCGGCGUAUACGACUCGGCUCAGUCGUCCGGCCCUGAAUCACCAGGCAAACUGAUUGGCAUCGCUCGAUUGGUGACCGAUUUCGUCACCUUUGCGUAUCUCACAGACGUAUGGGUAAACCCGACAUAUCAAGGAAAAGGCUUAGGGAGCUGGCUUGUUCGCUGUAUGCGGGAAGUGUUGGACGAGAUGCCAGAUUUACGAAGGGCAAUGUUGCUUACGGGAGACUGGGAGAGGUCGGUGCCGUUCUAUGAGAAGCUGCUGGGUAUGAGCUUGGUUGAGCCAAAGAGGGGUGAAGGACUUGCUGUUAUGGAGAGCAAAGGGAGAGGGCAUCCGAGCUAUGGGAAGUCAGGACUAGGUUAUAACUGA
This is a messenger RNA of Fusarium subglutinans, 549 nucleotides long. Its product is annotated as GNAT family n-acetyltransferase. The transcript has a single exon. The record is from RefSeq and is a predicted model, not a curated record. Bases 1 to 549 code for a protein of 182 amino acids. Gene Ontology annotation, molecular function: acyltransferase activity, transferring groups other than amino-acyl groups. Lineage: Eukaryota; Fungi; Ascomycota; Sordariomycetes; Hypocreales; Nectriaceae.